AUGCCUGGAAAGACGUAUCUCAUCACCGGAGCUAACCGCGGCAUCGGCCGCGGCAUGUUCGACCAUUAUGUCGCACAGCCAAACAACACCCUCAUCGCGGCAGUGCGCGAUCCUGCCGGUGCUCAAGCCCUGCUCAGUGUUUCCAAAGGCGAGAACACCAAAGUUCUCAUCGUCAAGAUCGACUCGGCAUCCAAGACGGACCCAUACGAGGCCGUGAAGGGCAUCGACAAAAUCGACGUCGUCAUCUCAGCUGCUGGUAUCGCGCCGCUCAACACUGUCGCCGAUGUGCCGCUCGAAGAGUUCGAGAACGCUCUCCAGGUCAAUGCCAUCUCCGUCAUGAUACUGUACAAGGCUACUCUGCCCUUGCUCAAGAAGUCAGACUCGGCCCGCUUCGCCUUCAUAAGCGCUGCUGGCGGCAGUAUCAACAACAUGCCUGAGUUUCCCUACCCCAAUAUCAGCUAUACCGGCUCCAAGGCGCUCGCCAACGUCAUGGUCCGCAAGAUGGGUAUGGAAAACGACUGGCUGAUCACGCUGUGCAUUCAUCCUGGGUAA
Alternaria ventricosa is the source of this 552-nucleotide messenger RNA. Its product is annotated as putative secondary metabolism biosynthetic enzyme. Lineage: Eukaryota; Fungi; Ascomycota; Dothideomycetes; Pleosporales; Pleosporaceae. Gene Ontology annotation, molecular function: oxidoreductase activity, acting on the CH-OH group of donors, NAD or NADP as acceptor. The transcript has 2 exons. Bases 1 to 552 code for a protein of 183 amino acids. The record is from RefSeq and is a predicted model, not a curated record.